AUGAUACAAAUUGAUGGCACUCAUCUAUACGAAAAAUAUAAGGGAAAGUUAUUGAUUGCCACAACUCAAGAUGGUAAUAAUGAAUGUGUGCCACUUGCAUUUGUCGUUGUUGAGGGUGAGACAUUGGAGGCUUGGUCAUACUUCCUUGCCAAUCUUCGUCAGCACGUCACUCAAACGCAUAAUAUAUGUCUAAUUUCAGACCGACAUGUGAGCAUAUUAUCGGCUGUUGAAAAUAAUCCCCUAUGGCAACCACCCCAUGCAUUUCAUGUGUUUUGUCUGCGACAUAUUGCAAGCAAUUUUAAUCAACGAUUUAGAAAUGACAAAUUGAAGGCUAGCCUGAUGAAUAUAGGAUAUACUCCUUGCAUGGUGGAUUUUGAGAGGUCGCUAGCACGAUUUCGAGACACAAGCAGGCAGGUAGCGGAAUGGAUUGAUGCCAUCCCUAAGGAAAAGUGGUCGCGUGCACAUGACCUUGAUGGACGAAGAUUUGGGCAUAUGACAACAAACUUGGCAGAAUCCAUAAACAGAGUGUUAAAGGGAGCAAGAAACAUGCCCAUUACUGGUCUGGUAAAAUUUACAUACAGUAGAUUGGUUCAAUAUUGCGUGGAAAGAGGUCAAUCGGCUUGUAGACAACUUGAAUCUGGUCAUAGUUAUUGCAAAAAUGUGAUUGAAUCUUUGACACAUAAUGAAUCUGUGGCAACAAUGCAUAUUGUGCGUACAUAUAAUGUUGAUGAAACCGUUUUUGAGGUGGAUGCAGGGUUUGAAAGGACAUAUGCUGUUAACCUUGCUGCUCGUACAUGCCAAUGUGGACAAUUUAAAGCAUUUAAAUAUCCUUGUAGUCACGCCGUUGCUGCAGCGUUAUCCAUUCGUCGAAAUUAUCGACAAUAUAUAGAUGAUGUAUUCAAGACGUCAAACUUGGUAAAGGCAUACUCAUUUCCAUGGCAACCAAUCGGUAAUGAGCAAGCAAUUCCACCCAACAAUGCAGGUCCUGUGGUAAUACCAAAUAACAAUAUGUUGCGGGCAAAGGGUCGUCCAAAGUCUACAAGAAUACGAAACGAGAUGGAUGAGGUUGAAACUAUUUCAUCACGUAGGUUAUGUGGUCUUUGUAAGCAACACGGGCACAAUCGUAGGUCGUGUCCUAACCGUGGCAAUAAUGCAUGA
Messenger RNA from Gastrolobium bilobum, 1158 nucleotides. RefSeq lists its product as uncharacterized. NCBI's taxonomy places the organism in Eukaryota, Viridiplantae, Streptophyta, Magnoliopsida, Fabales, Fabaceae. The record is from RefSeq and is a predicted model, not a curated record. Gene Ontology annotation, molecular function: zinc ion binding. The transcript is spliced from 2 exons. Bases 1 to 1158 code for a protein of 385 amino acids.